Molecule: messenger RNA, 1449 nt
Organism: Morchella sextelata
Lineage: Eukaryota; Fungi; Ascomycota; Pezizomycetes; Pezizales; Morchellaceae
Exons: 2
Coding region: 1-1449 (482 amino acids)
Source: RefSeq, a predicted model, not a curated record
AUGUCGUCCCCUAACGGCACCCCACUAAUCGACCUGCCCAAGCUCACAAUCGCAAACUAUAGCACCUGGGCACCCCUCAUGAAGAACCUCCUCAAAAUGAACCUAGUCUGGGGACUCGCCCAAGGGCGCGAAAGUGCCCCUUCCCUCAGCAGCGGUAGCAGCCGUCAAGAAAUCGAGCACUUCCAUGUGCGUCAGGACCUAGCCACCUCGCAGAUCUUCCUCAACUGCGACAGCGAGGUGCAAGCCAAGAUCGCCGAUAUCGACGACCCGGCGGAGCUGUGGCGGAGCCUCAAGGAUAUGAGCGAGAAGGCGAUUAUGGUGGACGAGUAUUGGCUGCGUAAAAGGCUGUAUUCCAUUGAGCUGGGCGAGUGCGGGUCUGUGGCGGCGUAUGUGGGCUUGAUACAGGACACGAUCAAUCUGAUUGAUGCGUGCAAUCCUGAAGAGCCCGUUGGGCCCGCACAGCACUGUUUUAUACUAUGUGAUGGGCUAUCCGGGGAGUGGUUGCCAUUUAUUGGGGAGCUACAUCGCGCGGGGAAGACGAGUAGGAAGCCAGAGGAGCUGAUUAAGUUGUUUUUGGGACAUGAGGUGCAGCUGAACCGGGAGAAGGAGGAGAUGGAGAAAGAGCAGAAACGAGCUGAGGCGGUUCCAGUGCCGCCAGAGUCGGAGAGGAAACGAGAGAGUCCACCGGUACCAGUGCCAGCACCGGUGCAAGUAGGAGGUAGUGGUGGUGGAGGUGGAGGAGGAGGAGGAGGAGGAGGAGGGCAGGAAGCGCCUGUGGCUGAGCCGGCACCAGAGGCCGCCCGAAAUAUCCUGAUCCGCUCCCGCCACCGCUUCUUCAAUAUCCGUGACACAAAAGUCAACUUCUACUACACGCACCCCUUCAGUUCGAUCCACUAUCACGCCUGCUAUUCCAUCCCGGCGUUCGCCGUCGUAACAGACCACAUCCACGUGCUAUAUCCAGAAAUAUGCCGCCAGAUAUACACCAACGACCGACGGGACAAGAUCAUCUCUGGGAACGAGCAGGUGGGCGAUGUAGCAAUAUACAUCAAGCCCUCCGCCGGCGAUCAUGAGGAGGAGGGCGCUGCCAAUUAUAGUGGUGGUGCUGCCAAUUGUGGUAGUAGUAUACGUAGUGGUGCUUCUGCUCAUUGUGGUGGUGCUGCUGAUCUUAGUUCUGAGGAGGGUUCUAGAGCACCAGCACCGGCAAGUGAGGCCAUGGUUGAGAAGAAAAAGUUAAUAGAUUGGAUCUUCGAGACGCCGGAUUGGAGGCAGUUGUUGUUAGAUAACUUCUGGGAGUUCCCCGGAGGGAAUGGGGGGCCGACGUAUACCUUGGAGGUCGAGUAUGAAGAUAAUCACCGGGUUUCGAUCUUCUUCGACCACGAAAGAGAGUUUGAGUCGUUAGGCGUCACUCUUGAGAUGUUCUUCCCGCCAGAGGCAGAUAUGGAGCUUUGA